Molecule: messenger RNA, 548 nt
Organism: Suillus subaureus
Lineage: Eukaryota; Fungi; Basidiomycota; Agaricomycetes; Boletales; Suillaceae
Exons: 5
Coding region: 145-519 (124 amino acids)
Source: RefSeq, a predicted model, not a curated record
ACUUCGCGCUGGGAACCCCUGAUGGGCCGCAUCAUGAUUUACUCCAAAGUGCUAUUCGUUUCACAUCCGAACCCCUCUUUUGCCAAGUAACUCGGGCAAUAUGUGAGCUUUGAAUGUGAGCUCCGAAAGAAUUCAUUCAGGUCCAUGCGUAUAAAUACGCGACGAGUCUCGAAGGUAGCUCCCCAUCGCUCCUUCGAUUACUCUGAGGAUCUUUAUCGCUGCAUCGAACACUUGUUCCAAAUCUCUUUACUACUGCACACAAUGUCUGUCAAAGCCACAGAGACCCAGAUUGGGAUUUACAACAAUACCAAAUACAUGAUCUCUGCCCGCAUCACCAAUGACAACGCUGAUACGGGGGGUCUCGGAUUCUUUGAUAUUGAGCCAGGAAAGACCGAAUUGUGGAAGCGAGGCCACUGGCAAGUGGCCUUCGUGUUGAAGAGGUCGUACGAGCCAUCUGACAACCAGGCGGAGACUUUGGUUGUGAAGCCUGGAGAGAUCUACAACAUCAACGAUGACUAGAGGCAGUUGGAUCGUGGUGUACGCUGUGC